AUGUCUCUUCAAAAACAGACUUCUGGAUUUGUAGAAUCUACACUGAAAAAUGUGAUAGAGACUGCAACAUCUAUCUUAUCAAUUCUACAAGAUCUAGCAAAUAUCACUACCACAAAUAAAAAUCUUGAUUUAGAUUUACUUGUUCAUUGUAAAACGGCUCUUCCAUUAGUACAGUCAUUCGAAAAGAAAAUUAGAUAUGCCCAAAUUGAUUCCGUAAACAUAUCUCAUGAACUUACAAAAAACUUUGAUCUCAAAAUAACCACUCUUUGGAACUUAUCUGUAACAGUCUCAAAGCUAUCUCCUUUACCAAUGUCUUCUUUAGCACUCUAUCAAGUGAAGCAUUUUGCUUCGCUUCUGCUUAUGAUUCAACAAUCUUUAUUUCCAUCUACUUCUAACAUUUUGCGUACUUUAAAAUGCUUGAUUAAAACGGAAAAUAUUUGUAUUGAAUGUCAAAAUUAUAAUGAUACAGAAUCUCUUUUUGAAUUGAAUGAUACGUGCCUAAAACGAAUUGAACCAUUUCAGCCUAAGAUCUCGUCGAAUGAACAAGGAAUGCUUAAUGUUCUUAAAGCUGAGAGUUUUAUUGUUCGAAUUAUUAUGAAUUUAAAAUCCGGGAAUUUCGAAGUCGCUAAAUCCAUAUUCAGGUUUUCUAAUAUCAAAUCUUAUGCAAAUGGGUUCAAGUACCUAAAGUAUUUGGAUUAUCUUAUUCAACUUUUUAAUUGCUCAGUUGACUUAAUGUCUCAAUCCAAAUACAAAGAAGUGGUUGAUUGGAUCACGAUAAUUUUAGAUAUGUCAACAUUAACGACAGCGAAUUCUGCAAAAGAAACUGAACUUUUGAAUAUUUUACUUCGAAACGCUAAUCGAUUACUAAUUCGUGCACUAUGCACCUAUGAUCCUUCUAUAGCGGCAUCAAUUAAAUUCCCUGAUUCAACUGAGACCUUUCUAUCCAAGUUUGAAGUUCUUGAUGCUUUGCAAGCAGUUUCAGAGCAAUAUGAAAAUGCUUUGAUGGAAUUUGCCUUAUCAGCUGAUGUUUCAACAAAUAUUGAAAAAAUUCGGCUUACCAUUGAGAGUCCCAAAUUCGAAUGCAUGGAUUUAGUCGAAUAUUUCAGUUUACUUGAGAGAAAAUUUGAAUAUGAUCCACCUAAAGCUUUCAUUGAAACUAUCAUGGUGAUGGUUUGGAAAAAAUCUCGUUCCAUGGAAAAUGAAGACUACAAUAAAGCAGCUCUAUGCCUUGAGCUACUUAAUCAUCCUUUUUUCAACGAAAAAAUUAGUGAUCCUAAUGUUGCGAAAAUUGAAAGACGUUUAAUGUUUUUGUAUGACAAAUCUGGAAAUUGGAAUCGGAUUCCUGAAAAAGAACAGAAAAUGCGCGAUGCUGAUAGAAACGAUGUCAAAACGAUAUUACAUAAAGUCAGUUAUUAUCUUCAAGCUGAUGAUUUAGAAAAUGCAAAACAUAGUAUUGACCAGCUUUGUGAAUCAGAUGACGAGCAGAUGGCAACGGUUCUUGCUCUUUCUAUAUCAAGAGCGCGUGAUCUAAAUAAACACACUAUCACAAUGUAUGCCAUGAAGAAAAUGAUUGAUGUAAUUGCACAAGAAAAACCAAUCGAUAAAGAGUCAAUAAAUCUUCCAGCUUUGAUCAGGUCAACGAUUCAGCUCCAGUUAAAAUCGCUUAGUCAAUUUACUAAAGAGUAUUCUAGCAAUAAUCGAGAAAAUGAAAACCCCUUGGAUGGUAUUUAUAAAAAUAUCUCAGACACGUUAUUACUGAUAAGUUCUGUUAUAUCUCAGUCAGCACAUUUUUGCUCUAUGAUUUCAAUUGAAAAUAAUGCAAGGUGCAAUAAUAAUUUAGGUAAUAAGUUUCAAUUUACGCAAAACGACAUUUUGUGGAUUGUUAGUAAAGCAUAUUUCAGUGCGGUUCAAGCAAUGAAGUUUGCAAAGUAUGAAAUAUCCACAUCGUUAAUCAAUUUUGCUUUGGACUUGUUAAAUGUCGAAAUAAGAGAUGGAAGUGAGGAAUAUGAUGGAAUCGAGGAAAAACAACGAUUAAUUGGUAUAUGUACUGUUCUUUUGAUCACUGCUUUAAGAAAAACUGCGGUGCAAAUUAAUAACAAGAAAACAGAGGAAGAACCAUCUUUAAAUGAAUCUGGAACAAUAUUGUGGAAAAAGAUUAAUGAUUUGACACAAAAAGGGCAAAAAAUAUGGAAAUCUUUUUCAUCGUCGGACCAGAAGCACUUAAAAAACUAUGUCCAAAAACUGAUCAUUUACGAAUUAGAUAGUUGUCUUCAUUUGCAGGAGUGGGCUCAAAUAAAACAAAUUAUCCAAAAGAUGACAGCAUUAUACAGUAACACUUUUAUUUCUCAAAAGUCUUCUGAGAAUAAGGUUGACGAAAAGAAAAAUGAUAUCACAAAACAUGAGGCUUUCUUUUUGCAAUGUGUUGUUGAUUUGCUUUUAAAUUGCGGCGAGCUUCCAUUAGAUAAUUUGGUUGAAUGUUUACGAUUGAUCGUGACAGAAAAUUUUGGAGUUAUUUCAAAUGAAACAAUGGUAGAAUUAUCACAAGGGGAAAAAAACAAUGAAAUAGAAACAGCGACAAAGUGGACUCGAAUAUUGGUUGGUUUGACACUCCCAGGGAGAGAAGAUACAUGUGUCGAUGUUUUAACACACUUUAGAGAAUUUCUGCGGGGGCAAGGAAAGUUUGGGAUUCCUGGUCAAGAUAUUCAAUGGAUAGCAACGUCAUGUUGGAAUCAUGGUGUGUAUCAUAAACAGCUUAGACGCGAUGAAAAGGCCUUGGAAUGGUGUGAAAGAGCCUUAUUUUUUGCACGAUAUGUGAAUGAACGAUUUGAGCGCCAGCUUCAGGAAAUGUAUAUAAGGCUUAUGAGCUCAAGCACAGGUACAAUUGCUUAG
This is a messenger RNA of Magnusiomyces paraingens, 2889 nucleotides long. RefSeq lists its product as uncharacterized. The transcript has 19 exons. Gene Ontology annotation, biological process: regulation of synaptonemal complex assembly. Lineage: Eukaryota; Fungi; Ascomycota; Dipodascomycetes; Dipodascales; Dipodascaceae. Bases 1 to 2889 code for a protein of 962 amino acids. The record is from RefSeq and is a predicted model, not a curated record.